AUGCCGCGGCAACAAUCUCGCCGGCAUCGACGCCCUCCUCGCAAGUUUGUAAUCAAAAGCACCUUUGGUAACCCACGACGGCCAAGGAGCCGGAAGAACCGUCCAUGUGACGCUUGCCGGAAACGCAAGACAGCAUGCGUUAUUGCAACCGAUCCGCCUUGUCAGUCGUGUAGACGGAGAGGCAUCGCAUGUCAGUCCACCUCCACGACAGUAAGUGACGCCCAAGACAUACAACGGCCUGCCAUUCUUCAAGACGGGGCACAAGAGGAUGAACCGGAGACCGCCCAACAACAGCAAUUGCAGUCGAAUACUUCCAAUCAUGGUAGCUCAUUCAAUGUAACAGCACCACCAAUCGCCAAUCGUGUGCCGCCAAGCCCGUCUCAACAAGCAGCAGUCCCUUAUUAUUUAAGCCCAACAACUCUGUACCAUCAACCAGACUCCUUCCUGCCGCAAUGUAGCGACCCAGCUAUCUUGGUGCAUCAAAACUUCGUACACAGCCCAGUGACCUCGUCAACGGCAGAUACAGAAACUGUGCGGACGAUACUACUCAGAGACCAGACCAUACUAAGCAAUACUACAUAUACACUCGAAGACAUUCCAGGACGUUGCGCAUACUUUUUGGGACGGCCGAGUGAGCAAGACGGCUUCCUCCUCGACUCAUUCAAAUACGGCAUCCUGAGAGACAAUUUUAGUCUAUCUGCGAAUAUUGCACAGGUUCAAUCAUACAGCACAUCAUCAUCUACAACGGAACAGAGUCCAAUCCACUUCCUUCUCCUACGGAUAGAACAUCCAGAUCACGUCAAAAGAGCCAAGCAGCAAGUCUCGGACGCUAUCGAGAGCAAGGUGUGGCCAUUUGGCGAUAACCUUGUUCGAUUGUUCUUCCGCCAUGUCCAUCCCGCUUUUCCUAUAGUAUCUAAAGUCCGCUUCCUGAGCAGAUAUCACGCCGACAAAAAGAGUAUUCCUGCAUGCUUGCGAGGAGCUAUCUACGCGUUGGCAUCUGUAUUUUGGGAUCGUAACUACACACUGAAGGAUAAAUCCAUGCCUUUUGUACAGCAUGAACUUACCGAUUACGCGCAUCAAGCUCUCCGGAGAGAGAUGGAAAAUCCUAACCUCUUCAUUCUACAGGCAUGUCUUCUCCUUCAACAUGUAACGCCGCCAGCGAUGGACACCCUCGAAGCUCCUACGACAUGGACAUCAUCUGCUCAGGCAACGGCGUGUGCGCAAAUGAUAGGUCUGCAUGUUGAGCCGGGAGAUUGGAACAUCAAUGCGACUGAGAGGCACUUGCGGCGGAAGCUGUGGUGGGCCACGUUUUAUGCUGAUUGCUGGUCAGCAAUGUGCCAUGGGAACCCGUCGCAUAUAGCGAGUAAAUCAUAUACCACGACCCCACUAACAAUGGAGGAUAUGCGUUGGGAUGAAGAUGUUCCAGAUGAUGUGCAGUACCUAGUUGAGCCAGAGGAUAGGCGGUUCCAAGUCUCCACGGGAGCGAGAUUCUUGGAAAUGGUUGACGUUGCACGAUCGUUGCGAACAGUGCUGGAUUGCAGCUAUCAAGUAAACAACGAUUCGCAGGCCAGAGGUAAUAACCUCGCGCAAGCCGAAACAGAUAUCCUCGCCGUAGAGGCUAGGCUCAAAGAGUGGGCAAGUUUAAUCCCUUCAUGCCUCGACUUAAAAAAGGAAGCACAGGAUAGAAGAAGUGUAGCCUCAUAUAACUGUCCCCUACAUUUGUCAUUCUACACUACUCAGGUUCUCCUCUACCGCGCUUUGAUGCACCCUUCGACGAGAGAGGCCAAGCUGAAAGCAAGCUCCAACCUCCGAAAGUGGUUUCCUGAGGCGCUUCUAGCAUUCGAUGGAUUUGUACAAUUUAUAUUGCACCUGGACAAGAAUAAUAUGGCUGGAUUCUGGGGUCGUUAUGCAAGAUCACAAUUUGUCCUGUGUGGAAACUUUCUCGUAUUUCUCUUCUUAGUCGCCUCCGAACGUGGUGAUAUAGAGCACGCAUACGGCUUACUCGAGACAUUUCACCAAGCUAUGAAUAGCUUAUGGGAUGUCAGUAAUGAAGAGGUGACAGCGUUACUCCGAGCGGCCAAGGAUCGCAUUGAUUCAUUCUUUUCUCAAGCGGCGCAAGUCAUACGUCGAGGAACAACCGAUGGAGGCGUUACUCUUCUAUAAGUCGGUCAAUAAUGCCUCUACAGCUUCAUAAUUAAAUGGAUGUUAAC
Molecule: messenger RNA, 2210 nt
Organism: Trichoderma harzianum CBS 226.95
Lineage: Eukaryota; Fungi; Ascomycota; Sordariomycetes; Hypocreales; Hypocreaceae
Exons: 5
Coding region: 1-2163 (720 amino acids)
Biological process (GO): DNA-templated transcription
Cellular component (GO): nucleus
Molecular function (GO): zinc ion binding; DNA-binding transcription factor activity, RNA polymerase II-specific; DNA binding
Source: RefSeq, a predicted model, not a curated record